This is a messenger RNA of Oryza sativa Japonica Group (Japanese rice), 2238 nucleotides long. Its product is annotated as F-box/FBD/LRR-repeat protein At5g56420. Gene Ontology annotation, molecular function: protein binding. Lineage: Eukaryota; Viridiplantae; Streptophyta; Magnoliopsida; Poales; Poaceae. The record is from RefSeq and is a predicted model, not a curated record.
AGUUUUCAAGCAAAUCCGCCGUGUUAUUAUCUCUUUUCCGGCCCCGAACUGUUCGUUCCCUGCCUCACUGGUAGCGGCGCUUGUCAAGCGCCGCCAUUGCAGGACGAGCGAAGCCCUAAAGAUCGACACCGUCACGGCGGCGGAAGGGGGAGGAGCGUCGUGGCGACCCGCUGCUCCCCGUGCCCGUCCGCUCCAACUCUCCAGAAACCCUAGAUGUUCGACAAUUGCGAGGUCACUAUAAUCGUCUCUGGAGCGAUGCAUCGUGCUAAAAAGGCAAAGGUGGAACCAUCAUCUGCGUUGAGGUCAGACAAAUUCAGCAGCCUACCUCAAGAGAUAAAGGUCACCAUCCUCUCCAAGCUGAAUUCCUUAGAUGCUAUUAGAGCCAGCAUCCUAUCCAGUGCUUGGAGGAAUGUGUGGACUACUUUGCCAGAAAUAUAUCUUUGUGAUUUGUAUCUCAGCUGGGGUUCCUCUGAAACGACACAACGCUCCAACUUUAUUACGCUCGUCGAUCUGGCCCUUUUGCUCCACAAUGGACCUCUUGCUUCCUUUUCAAUUCUAGGGUUCAAAAGAUACCAUGAUGUAUUUGAUAGGUGGAUGUACAUGCUGUCAAGGAAAAAACCAAGGUCCAUUACAAUCAAGUUUUACUCUGGGCAUAACUAUAAGAUCCCGUCAAACCUCUUCUCUCUCAGUGAUUUGGAAUAUCUGCAGAUAAAAAGAUGCAUCAUCGGUUUGCCUCAGGAGUUUGAAGGUUUCAAGCGGCUAACUGUCCUGAAUCUGAAAUAUUUCUCCUCAACAGACAGUGACAUAAAUAAUCUGAUCUCCUCAUGCCCCUUGCUGAGUACAUUAUGUUUGAAAUAUUUCGAGGGUAUCACUUGUCUCAGUAUUCAAGCUCCAGCACUGCAGGAUUUAGAGGUUAAAGGGAACUUUCAAGAUUUUCAUCUGCAUGCACCUAAUCUGUCCAAUUUAGAUGUUUCACUUGACAAAACAGAAGCCCAACAAUCUGUUGUAGUUGAAGGCAACAGGAAAAAUUAUCUGAAGCAAGCUAUGGUCAGCCUAACUAGCAUAGUAAGACUUGUUAUGAAAAGAUGCAUCAUUGCCUUGCCUCAGGAGUUUGAAGGUUUCAAGCAGCUAUUUGUCUUGAAUCUGAAAUAUUUCUCCUCAACAGACCAUGAUAUAAAUACUCUGGUCUCCUCAUGCCCUUGGUUGAAUACAUUGCGUUUGAAACAUUUCGAUGGUAUCAGUUGUCUCCGUAUUGAAGGCCAGGUACUGCAGAUUGUAGAGGUUGAAGGGAAAUUUGAGGACUUUCAUCUGAAUGCACCUAAUCUGUCCCAUGUGUAUAUUACACUCGACAAAACAGAAGCCCAACAGUCUGUGGCAGUUGUAGGUGACAUGAAAAACUACAUGAAGCAAGCUUUUGUCAGCCUAACUAGUAUAGAAGAACUUACUAUAAGUGGCUCAUUCUUGACGUAUCUAUCCAAAGGGUGCUUGUCGAUGCAACUCCCAGGUGUGUUUGAUCAUCUGAAGAAGAUUUGUAUUGAGAAGUGCUUUUGGAACUGGACAGAGGUCUUGGGUGCUUGUUCAAUAUUUCAGAAUGCCCCUACUUUCAGAGAACUUGAGAUAUGGAGCUUCCCACGUCCAGAAGCUUAUAGGCGUAAGACAAUAUGGGAUCAAGAUCAGACGGAGAUUGAAGAGCCUACCUUGCAUCACCUCGUGACAGUGGCCAUAAACGAUUUCGUGGGGCUCAACUGCGAGGUUGCUCUUGUUGGACUGCUACUGAGCUGGUCACCUGCUUUAGAGGAUCUGAAGAUAUUCAGGGCCAAGAACGUUAACGAUGAAUACAUGUGCAUUUGCAAGGGUCUUACCAAGUUACUGGCUCUCCCGAGGGCGUCUAGCAAAGCCAAGAUCACUGUCAUCUGAUUCAUGUACAUCCAGGUCAUUCGGCUGCGUUUUUGCUUCAUAUCGACGUUUGCUUGUGGCAGAACUACUGCUGUUAGUCUGUGUCCUUGGAUUUUGGGGGUUAUGCGUUAAAUCUAAAUCUUAGUAGUCUGUUAAUUCGCUCCAUCUUCCCUUUGAACUAGACAUGCUUUGCUCAGAAUGAAUGUUCUUGGUUGGAGAAUUGCCAUGUCUCUUCUGUUCGUUCAACAAACUAGAAGUCGGUCAGCAAGCUCCAUUUACUUCAAAUGUUUGCGACUUGAUAUUUCAAGAUGAAAAAUAUAAUACUAGUGGUUGAUCACUGAA